Molecule: messenger RNA, 777 nt
Organism: Gavia stellata (red-throated loon)
Lineage: Eukaryota; Metazoa; Chordata; Aves; Gaviiformes; Gaviidae
Product: acrosin-like
Exons: 3
Biological process (GO): proteolysis; acrosome reaction
Molecular function (GO): serine-type endopeptidase activity
Source: RefSeq, a predicted model, not a curated record
AUGUGGCGCGUGGUGAUCGGGGCCACCCGGUUGCCUCAGCUGGGCCCUGAGGCCCAAGUGCGCAAUAUCAAGCGGCUACUGGUUCACGAGCACUACAGUAACAUCACGCAGAGGAACGACAUCGCCCUGCUGGAACUGGACCAGCCUGUGCAGUGCAGCUACUCCAUCCAGCUUGCCUGUGUGCCCGACGCCUCGCUGAGAGUGUCGGAGCUGACAACCUGCUACGCCAGCGGCUGGGGUUCCACGACUGCAAGAUGUGAGUUCCCAAAAACUGGAGGAUCAACUGAUGUCCUGCAGGAGGCCAAGGUCCGCCUCAUUGAUGUCAACCUCUGUAACAGCAGCGGGUGGUACAGAGGGGCCAUCCACACCCACAACCUGUGUGCUGGCUAUGCGCAGGGUGGCAUCGACACCUGCCAGGGUGACGGCGGUGGUCCUCUCACCUGCAAAGAUAACAACGCUGACUACUUCUGGCUCGUUGGAGUGACCAGCUGGAGGAAAGGCUGUGCGAGAGCAAAAUAGCCCGGAGUCUACACCUCCGCUCAGCACUUUUACGACUGGAUCCUGCUACAGAUGGGACUGCGCCCAGCAGGAAGGGGCAGUCCAACAUCACGGGCAUGGAGUCAUUUUCUCACCGCCUCAACUCCCUUUCAGAGGCCAAGCCCAAUACCAACACAGUCGGGCAGGUUUAGCUCCUGCCCAUUUCCACUCCAGAGGCUGGUGGAGUUCUUCACUUGGGUGCAGGAGCUCCUGCAGGUCCUGAGAGGAAGAAAGGCUUGA